This is a messenger RNA of Oncorhynchus gorbuscha (pink salmon), 6952 nucleotides long. Its product is annotated as galactose-3-O-sulfotransferase 2-like. Lineage: Eukaryota; Metazoa; Chordata; Actinopteri; Salmoniformes; Salmonidae. Gene Ontology annotation, molecular function: galactosylceramide sulfotransferase activity. Gene Ontology annotation, cellular component: membrane. Gene Ontology annotation, biological process: glycolipid biosynthetic process. The coding region runs from base 536 to 2008 and encodes 490 amino acids. The transcript is spliced from 7 exons. The record is from RefSeq and is a predicted model, not a curated record.
UUACUCCCCCGCCUCUCAUCACACACACACACAUAACGCAUACCAAACUCUCUCCCCGUCCAAACAUGUUUUAACCUGGAGCCCUGAAGGAGCAGCCAACCAGGACAGAAGGGCGCAAAAUAAAAGCGAAUUAAGCUUGACAAUCAGCACUUUGAGGGCGGCCGUGACAUGUACCCCCAAUACGGUACACUACAGUCGUAAAGCAAAAACCUCUGGUAUUUUCUACAGGCGACAAUAAUACCCGUUCUACUAUAUCUCUCGAUGGCUUGAUUAUUUUGAAGCCUAUCCUCGGUGGUUUUCGGUCAAGGCACCGCCAGGGCUCAAGCCUUCGAGAUGCACGGUGGCUGCUGCUGCCGCCAACCACUGCACCACAACACGGACACCGCCACGGGCCCAGUUCUAUCAUGGUUUUCAAACGGAGAGCGAGUACACUGAGUAUGAACAACAUCAGACACCGUGUACUGUACUAGCUGAAUGAUACAUACGGGUGCUUCUCGCUGGUCAUCACAACCCUGAAGUCAUAUUUGUUUGGAGGAUGCGUCUUGGGCUGGGGUGCUAUCGGGUGGGGCCCACGUGGCUCUGGAAGGCCCUGCUGGUGUUCGUGGCCAUUGCCUUUGCAGGACAGCUCCUAGGAGUCAUCUACAACAAAAGCCUCCAGCAGGACAGGUCGUGGUGGUUGUUCUCAUCCGAUGGCCAGGGCCCGUCUCUGGGCUUCUGUCGGCCCCACAGCCACGUCAUGUUCCUGAAAACCCACAAGACAGCCAGCAGCACCGUCCUCAACAUUCUCUACCGAUACGGAGAGGAGAAGGACCUGCGCUUCGCCCUGCCUCUGGGGUAUCAGUUCGGCUACCCCCUCCCUUUCAACGCCCACAGGGUCAAAGGUUACAGAGGGCCCCGUGUGGCAGAAUUCAGCAUCAUGGGAAACCACAUGCGCUUCAACAAACCAGAGGUAGAGAAGGUGAUGCCAGCCGACACCUUCUAUUUCUCCAUCCUUCGUGACCCUGUAGCACUCACUGAGUCGUCCUACGCCUACUACAAAGCCGUUGCCCCUGCCUUCAGGAAAGCCAAAGGCCUGGGAGACUUCGCCGACAACCCCCAGAAGUACUACGACCCCCAUCUCCGUAACAACCACUACGCUCGCAACCUGCUGUGGUUCGACUUCGGCCUGGACCACAACGCCAACUUCUCCACCACACUGACGCAACGAGGUGAAGUGGCCAUUCGACGUGCCUUCAAACUCAUCCUGGUCUCGGAGCACUUCGACGAAUCCAUGGUACUGCUCCGCCACGCCCUCUGUUGGCCUCUGGACGCUGUCGUCUCCUUUAGCCUGAACGCCCGGCAGCAAAAGUCCAAUGGAGGCAGCUCCUGGGUGGAUAAAGUGGCCGCUGCUCAGCCGCCCGCCAUGGCUCUCACAGACAAUCAACGGCAGAAGCUCCGGGAGUGGAACUCCCUGGACUGGCACCUCUAUCAGACAUUCAACCGCUCCUUCUGGGAUGAAGUGGAUCGCUUUGGGAGAGCCAGAAUGGACCAAGAGGUCGUUCUACUCCGGACCCGCCGGGAGUUGCUGGCUAAAGCUUGCCUGAGGGAAGGCGGGAGGCCGGUAGAGGCAAGCCGCAUCCGGGACAAGAACAUCAGGCCCUUCCAGAGCGGUUUGGUGAAGAUCCUAGGAUAUGAGCUCCAGCCUGGGCUGGACAACGCUACCCGUCAGGCCUGUCUGAGGAUGAUCAGGCCGGAGAUCCAGUAUAAAGACCUGCUGGAUGCCAGGCAGUUCCCCAGGGCAGCUCCCCAGCCUGCCCAGGCUCCGCCCCCAGCAAUCCCUGCUGGGGGAGCCUACAUGAGGAAAGGCCCCUCCUCCCAACUCAGGACAGGAGAGCUGGGAGUGGAGGGGGAAAGGAGGAUGGGGGAGGAGGAGAGGGACUGGGACGGGAGUCGGUUAUCACGUAGUAAUAAUAAUCAAACAUUGGUGCGAGAUAGAGGUGGAAGAGAGGGGAAAAGGAACCUAAGAUAGUUUUCCAUCCAGAAUUAAUUCCAGGUGGGGAGUGGAUAAGACUAAACUCAGACUGAGCCUGUGUACUCGUACUCAAGCACUUGUUGAGUAUUUCUAUUACUCAAGUACUCCGAAAGACCCAUUCUCCCUCCAACCCUGCUGUACCUCCACUUUAUUGUACAUCCCCGUUUUUUUUUGGCACAUCUUAUGACUCCUUUUAUGAACGGUUAUGACUCCCUUAUGUUCAUAUUGACUUUGUAAGGGUGCGAUUUAUGGGGAAGCUAAGCUUCCCUGAAUGACACAUGAGCUCCUCUAAAGAUAACAAAAAUGUUUUGUUUUUUUCUGGGAGGGGUAUUGAUAAUUUGACCUAGACACGCGCCGACAGUAUGUGUUGCCCAUAUAUCUGAUGCUGUCGGGACCAAACAAGUAUGACAGAGGGGCGGCGUUUCGCACACUCCGAUCCUUUCUCUGGUGAGAUACAAGUAACUGCCAAAAUAAAGGAAACACCAACAUCAAGUGUCUUAAUAGGGCGUUGGGUCACAACAGCUUCAAUGCUCAUGCCGCUGUGGCAUCGAUUCUGGAACUCUAAGUGUGUGGAACUCUAUUGGAGCGAUGUGACACCAUUCUUCCAUGACAAAUUCCAUAAUUUGGUGUUUUGAUGAUGGCGGUGGAAAAUGCUGUCUCAGGCACCACUCCAGAAUCUCCCAUAAGUGUUCAAUUGGGUUGAGAUCUGGUGACACACACACACACAUCCUUUAAACCCCUUAUGCUCAUUUGAGACCCUUCUUUCAAAGUCACUGACAUCUCUUCUAGUCAUGGUAGCCAAAAUAAUGGGCAACUGGGCAUUUUUGUACAUGACACUAAGCAUGAUGAGCUUAAUUAACUCAGGAACCACACCUGUGUGGAACCACCUGCUUACAAUAUACUUUGUAUCUUUUAUUUACUCAAGUGUUUCCUUUAUUUUGGCAGUUACAUAUAGAUUCAUUCUGCCAAUUGAAGGAAAAUGACUUAUUUUUUUAUACAAAAAUAAGUUAUUGUUCACAUUUUUGGGGAAACAUGGCUUCCCUUGGCAUCCAAGAAUACACCCACUGUAGAAGGCCUAAUGAAAAUCACCAAAUGUCAUUACACUGAUGGUGUCUAUAGCAGAUGUCUCUUUCUAUUCAUUAAAUGGCGCGUGCACAGUGCACUGUUUGGAUGCUGUAAUUAUUUUGGAGUGAAGGAACCGCAGGUAGCUGACUUUUUGAAGUGAUAUGUUUUACAAUCAGAUGACUACUUCAUGACUGGUUGUGCUCAUGCCACAUUAAAAUGUAAUACAUUUUUACAGUUAAAUUAUAAUAAUAUCUUUACUAUUAGGCCAAUAAAAAACUGUUUCCUAGUAGACGCUCCCCUGAAUGUCACAGUAUAGUUCGCUCUCCGGACUUUAUGAACACUGGACUUGAAAUGGAAUUGCAUCGCAUUCAGUUGGCCAACUGUCAUUCAAAAAGUUUACUCCUCUGCUUGAGAUUCGGCAGUCCAACUUCUCUUGCACGAUCAAAAUGUCAGCAUUUUUUUGUUUUUAGAAAAAAAGCUUGGCUGUUACCUUUUUCUUGAAUGCUAAUGUUAAAACAGCAAACAGGCAGCCAGCCAUAGCUACUGUAAAUGCUGGGGUAGGGAUGAUGUGAGUUGCAUGUUCUGACUCGGAAUGGAAUUCCUCCCUCUGAACGCAGUGUGCCUGGCGUAGAAAAAGUAGUUCACAUGAAGCAGUGGAGGCUGGUGUGAGGAGGACAGCUCAUAAUGGCUGGAAUGCAAUGAAAGGAAUGGCAACAAUCACAUGGUUUCCAUGUGUUUGAUAGCAUUCUAUUCAUGCCAUUCCAAUGAGCCUGUCCUAUAAUUUAAAGUGACACUAGCCUCCACUGAUACAAAGCCAGCAUUGAAGAGCAGUGAAUCUCACAAUAGGCCUUACUGUGAUGUCUUCUAGAGAGAUAGAUAGAGAACAUCUUAAAGGCCCAGUGCAGCUGUUUUUAUAUCAAUGUCAAAUCAUUUCUGUCUACCAAUUAAGUAAUAGACUUCUAUUAAAAAGGGCAAAAAUAGUUUCUUUAUGAAAAAUUCUCAAGCUAUAAUUUAGCUUGGACUGUCGGGACGGGGAUUAUAGCUGUUAUUGGCAGAGAGGAUUUGAACUUUGUUAUUGUUAUCUAUUAAACAAUUUAUCGCAUGGUGAUGUCACCAUGGAAAGCCGUAACUCCCGCCUAUACAAGCCUGCUGAUUAGAAGGGCCUGUGUAGAUAUUUUUAUUUUUCGACCAGCAACUUUCAGGAAAUAACACUGAUAAUAAAAAAUGUAAAAAACUUCUACAGUGUUAGUUUCAUCAGCGGUAUCAAUUAUAUAACAGAAUGUUGACUGCACUGGGCCUUUAAUGUUAACACAUGGUACUUUGAUAGGGACCGACAUGUACUGUAUCUGAACUGAAGCACUGUGGUUGAAUGGAUAGCAAGUCUGACUAACUUUUUUUAGUGUGCCUUUUCAUACACUGUACAUACCGUAUGUAAUAUAGUACACACAGUAUUUCCCUGGCUCAAUGGUAAGUUUCAAUGCGAGCUAGGAUUCCACCCCCUCACAUAGAUAUUCACAUGUGAAGCGUGAGUACAUCUCAUGCAUACCUUACAUACAAGAACACGUAUGUACAUCAUAUCUUACAUAGUAUAUACAUUUUAACACACACACACACUGUACUGUGUCAUGCUUGACAGCGUAAAUGAAUCAUGGAAGCUCAUUAAAAUGCAUUCUCACAUGUGAGCCAGCCAGCACAAUUGGUGUCAGGUGACCAUGGGGUGCAUAUUUAAAGGUACGCCAUCUGGUGGUGUGGAGGUGUAAUGCUAUAAUCCUGGUCCCAGAUCUAGGUGUGCUGUAUUAACCAACUCUUCGACCAGGCUAUAGCAAUGCCACUGAGUACCAGGAUGUUAUUAUUGGUUGACGAUCUUACUAGUGUAAGAUCCACACAUGUAUUAAUGUCUUUGGUGGAACGAGCUGUGAUUUUUGGAGAGAAUCUGACCAAGUCAGUUCAUUUUUAUUAAGCAAUCUAGAUUACAUAAUUUCUGGUGUGUCACAGCAUCUUUGAACAGAAUUUACCUGAAGCUUCUUUAAACAACAGGGGGACACACACAGCUAUCGUUUCCCUUUCCAUUCACCACUCCAGGUGCAGUGUAAUCUAUUUCAAGUUUUAUUUUUUUAAUCAUUUUGGCACAUUUUUCAGAUGAAAGUGGUAUAUUUUCUAAGCUCUAUGUACAAAACUCUAAACUGAUAACACGUGUAAUGCCUCCUGUCUAAUGUUCAGAACCUUUGAUUGUGCAUUCAUUGAGGUUGCACACGUCUUUCACCCCUGGAUCAUUCAUGCACAAGACACUGAAUUUGUUUGGUGCUCAGUCAAUGGAAAAUGUGCUUAGAGUUUUGAAAUAUGAGCCAUUUUGAUGUUCUGUUUAGAUUUCUGUGCUUAAGAGUUGUGAAAAUAUACCACACUUGUGAAAAUUGCACCAAAGGGAUUGAAAAAAAACUUGAAUGACUUGGUAUUAGCAUUGUGAAAGUGGCGUCUGUUAGUGUGUGACAAACGGUCAAGGAAUUCAUUGUCCAUAAAACCUAGAACAUUUAUUACAGAAUCACAUUGACCCACUAGCCUACUGCAGUUUUACAACUGUUAAAUUCACCUUUUAAGGAAAAGCUGUUACGCCGUUCUGUUAUGAGGUGUGACGUUUUAUCAUUUUAUUUCAUCUCAGUACACUACACUCUGUUGGGAAACUGCCAUUUUUUGUUGAGUUCAGGCAGUUUACUCAACAGCAAUACAGUUGAUUCAUCCACAACUGAAAUAUCUUUUUACAUAUAUUUCAACGGUUAGACUUAACUAAAAAUAGAAUUUGUUGGUUACAUCAACUGGUAACAUCAACUGCUAUGUCUUUCAUUGUGUCUAUGUUCUGAACCAUGGUUAUGGUGGGCUUCUCAACUAAAAGCCCAUUUCACUGUCUCCAUGUUUGUCGUCUUGACUAAGACUCGGAGAUGGUAUUUUUUGGUGGUGGUUUUAAGAGAAAAAGAAAAUGUUGAAUGACAAAGAUAAACGCUAAUAAAACCGUUUUUCUCUCCCCUUAAACUGUACAUUUUGGGAACAGGGCUUUAAAAAUGACUGUUUCUGUGUUUAUCAUUACUUUUUAAAAUCUCUUGUAUAUAUUGUAUGUAUUAUUUUAAGGUAAAUUUGACUUGACUGCACUGUUUUUGUUUAUUUGAUUUUUACAUUUAAGAGCCAAUGGAAACACACACAUUGAUACACAAUUUAAUUAUGUUGAUUAUCCCAUUUCUUUGAGACAUAAUUAUUAUAAUAUUAACAAUAUACAAAAACACACAAUGUACAGUACGUGACCCCAGUACAUUUAUGAAUAAUUUAUUAAUUAAAGCAAUGGCAAGAAUACAACCACACACACACACAAAGCAGUGACUGAUAUAGCCAAAUGUAUCUACUGACAAUACUGUAAGAAAUUGUCAUUUUGUUCCUCCAAAAUUGUUAAUUUUUAAAGUGAUGGGAUUCACACCUCUUGAAAGCAGCCUGUAAGGCAACCCUACCCCCAAGACUGAUGUUUAACCAGAGGUUGAGAGUCUCACAGGCUACUUUCAAGGCAUCUUUGUGCAGAUUGCUAUGCCCGUACAGAAAAACCACAUGAUUUCCCAUGUGGAACAUUUCACGUGUCUUCACAUGUUGUCACAUGUUCUCACAUUAACGGCUCAUACGAUCACACAUUCAUGUGGUUUUGAAACACUAUAUGUGAAAUUCAUGGGUGGUACUGUGAUAAUGCUACUUUUCUGUUGACCUCUCUACUAUUGACUUGAUACACUAUUCUCACAUGAUGGGAACCAUGUUACAUAUUGUAUGUCUGUGAGAAUGUAUGGUACUGUACACUAUUGAAAUAAAGGGUUCUUGUCUCAUGUAUGUUGACUUGAAGAAUACUCA